ACCAAUCAAGUCAUCAUUAUCAUUAACAUUAUCCUGUUGUGUGCUUUGGUACUGGUGGCUGGAGAGAGAGAGAGAGGAAUGAAUGAGCAAUGAGUUCAAUAACACAGGGUAUUAUGAUGGCUCUCACUGUUACUGUAAACAGGUUUGCUUCUUCAAAUGCACACGCAGUCCAUAGACGAAGAGGAAGAAGAAGAAGGGACGCAACCUCCGCAGAUAUGGGAAGGAGAGGCCUCCUUCUCUCCACCGUAAUUGCAGCUCCCCAAGCCUCCGACUCUCGCAAUGAGAUUCUCAAAAAAUAUCUGAAGAAGUCCGAGGAAAACAAGGCCAAAAAUGACAAGGAGAGAUUGAAUAGCUAUUACAAGCGGAACUACAAGGAUUACUUCGAACUUGUAGAAGGGUCUUUGAAGGGAAAAACAGAGCCGCUGUCUGAGUCAGACAAGGGCAUCCUUGAUUGGCUUCGAAGAAACAAAUGACGUUUUUCUCAAAGAAAAUUUUUAUUAUGAGCUGGUUCUCUUGAAUUAUUUAUCUUUCUGCAAUCUGCAGCUGGUGAUGAAUGGGAGAUAUUACUCCUAAAUCUUGAAAGGAGUGAAAUUAAAGUAGGAACAGAUUUUGUCGUGUGUAACUAAAGACCCAAAAAAAGAAUUCUGAGGCUGCAUUGAAGCAUGGAUUCCGAACUUUAUUCUUGAGAGAGUACGAUUCAUCUUUAGCGCU
Messenger RNA from Malania oleifera, 711 nucleotides. RefSeq lists its product as uncharacterized. Lineage: Eukaryota; Viridiplantae; Streptophyta; Magnoliopsida; Santalales; Ximeniaceae. The record is from RefSeq and is a predicted model, not a curated record. Gene Ontology annotation, biological process: photosynthesis. Gene Ontology annotation, cellular component: photosystem I. The transcript is spliced from 3 exons. Bases 90 to 473 code for a protein of 127 amino acids.